AAAAAAUAACUUCCCGAACGGCAGGGCAUAAAAUGAUAAAACAUCGUUGUGCAUUGGACGUAUCGAACCAGAGAAAAAGGGCCAAAAAAAAAAACUAUAGAACACAAGGGACUACACUCCACUCCAUUGACAUGUGGUGAGGAAACGUAGGGUGAUAGGGCAAGUAGACUGGUAGAGAGGAAAACAUGCAGGGGGCCGUGUGGAAGGCUAUACUUCUAUAGCUUCCUUCUUCUUUUAAAGCCCUUUGUACUGGUUUUUGGUGAUUUGAUUGCCUCCUGUGAAAUGGCAGCUGUGUCCGCUGUGAAAUGCAUGACGGCCCCCAGUUAUGGCGGAACUGGAUUAAUUUCGACAAAUUCUUCAGGGUUUAUUGGUGCUAAGCUCGGAGGAUCUUCGCAGUUGCCAGAUUUGACGGCUAGAUCUCACAAGGUCUCAAUGACUGCGACACUUUCUCCUAAGGCCAAGGAAGUUGACAAGGGUAAAAAUCAUUUUCACAUACGUGAGGCUCAUGAACAAGUGCUUCAUUCCAUGCCACCUCAGAAGAUUGAAAUCUUUAAAUCACUCGAGGGUUGGGCAGAAGAGAAUAUAUUGAUCCAUUUAAAACCCGUUGAGAAUUCUUGGCAGCCACAAGACUUACUGCCUGAUCCUGCUUCUGAGGCCUUUAUCGAUGACAUCAAAGAGUUAAGGGAGCGGUCUCGUGAAUUGCCGGAUGACUAUUUAGUUUGUCUGGUGGGAGAUAUGAUUACAGAGGAAGCGUUGCCGACUUAUCAGACCAUGCUUAACACUUUAGAUGGAGUGCGGGAUGAGAGUGGUGCCAGUCCCACAUCCUGGGCUGUGUGGACUCGUAUGUGGACAGCCGAAGAGAACAGACACGGUGAUCUUCUCAAUAAAUAUCUUUACUUGUGUGGCCGUGUGGACAUGAGACAGAUUGAAAAGACCAUACAGUACCUCAUUGGAUCAGGAAUGGAUCCCCGCACAGAAAAUAGUCCUUUUCUUGGAUUUUUGUACACAUCUUUCCAGGAGAGGGCAACUUUCAUAUCACAUGGUAACACUGCAAGAUUUGCCAAAGAUCAUGGUGAUCUCAAACUAGCUCAAAUAUGUGGAACUAUUGCUGCAGAUGAGAAGCGCCACGAGACUGCAUAUACUAAAAUAGUUGAGAAGCUAUUUGAGAUUGACCCUGAUGGUACAGUCAUAGCUUUUGAAGACAUGAUGCGGAAGAAGAUUUCUAUGCCUGCCCAUUUGAUGUAUGAUGGGCAGGAUGAUAAUUUGUUUGAGCACUUUUCAGCUGUUGCACAGAGGUUAGGGGUAUACACAGCAAGGGACUAUGCCGAUAUCAUGGAAUUCUUGGUUAAGAGAUGGAAUGUGGAGAAACUAGAAGGCCUUUCAGCCGAGGGAAGGAAGGCUCAAGAUUAUGUAUGCAAAUUGCCGCCUCGUAUCAGAAGGCUUGAAGAAAGAGCUCAAGAAAGGGUAAAACAGGGCCAGAAAUGUGGUUUCAGCUGGAUAUUCAACAGAGAAGUGGUGCUAUGAAAUUGUCAGAAAUUAGAUGGGUUACUACAUAUAGUAUAUGAUUUUAGUUUAGUAUUAGUUCUUAGAGUUUGUGUAGUGAUCGUUUGCAAACUAUUAAUUAUUAGUCCAUGCUUUGGUAAUAAAGGAUCAAAGAUCUUUUCCAAUGUUUACGAAUUACAUUCUAUUUUAUAAUCAAAUUCAAGUCUCAUAA
Molecule: messenger RNA, 1714 nt
Organism: Cryptomeria japonica (Japanese cedar)
Lineage: Eukaryota; Viridiplantae; Streptophyta; Pinopsida; Cupressales; Cupressaceae
Product: stearoyl-[acyl-carrier-protein] 9-desaturase, chloroplastic
Exons: 3
Coding region: 283-1524 (413 amino acids)
Biological process (GO): fatty acid biosynthetic process
Cellular component (GO): chloroplast stroma
Molecular function (GO): stearoyl-[ACP] desaturase activity
Source: RefSeq, a predicted model, not a curated record